AUGAGUGAGGGGAUGCUAUCUAAGUCGACCCUGCUACUGUUGAUAUACGAAAUAAUAAAAGUAAAUAGUGACAUUUUGAAGAACAGUGAGUUGGAGUUAAGUACAGAUGCCUCUGACGAUGACAACGCUGGGGGGGAAUCUACGGAAAAGAGGUUACCUUAUGGUAUGGAAGAGGAUCAGGCGGGAACUCCGCCGCUGGAGGAGGGUAAUAUGAAAGCAGCAAUUCUGAACGCUGCCAAUGGAAAUCUACUAGGAGAUCACUCCACUUCCCCCAACGCGCAUAAGCCAAGUGGUACAGGCAAGGACAGCCCCACGUAUGCACUCCGCAGCACAGAAGAAAAAAAAGUAACCAAUAUUUUAUCAGGUAAGUUAAAAGGCAUGGGCAAAGACAUUGGUAGGAAGCUUAUCGAGCGAGUGCUCAUUUACAAAAACGAUUUUAAUGAUCUUAAGGACAUGGCCAAACUGGUCGGAAGAGAUGUGUGGUUAGUUUUGUUCAAUAAACAUGUGGACAAAAUACAGACUUACAAAAAAGGGGUUUAUGUGCUCACAGACAACGACAUGGGUACUUACUUAAACCACUUACUCCUCGACAACGACACGAACCACAAGUCCAACUUUACUCACUACGUGCUUGUGCUCAUACUUGGAAUCAUCAAGGGGGUUUUGAAGCGGUUCCGCGUGAAGAGUUCCGUCACCUACACCCUGGACUAUCCCACGUGCUCCUUCCAAAUAAAUAUAAUUGACGAUUCACAAGGCGGAUAUGCACUCCCAUCCUUAGAAGCACCAAAUCGCAUGAUGUGA
Plasmodium fragile is the source of this 801-nucleotide messenger RNA. RefSeq lists its product as uncharacterized. The record is from RefSeq and is a predicted model, not a curated record. NCBI's taxonomy places the organism in Eukaryota, Apicomplexa, Aconoidasida, Haemosporida, Plasmodiidae. Gene Ontology annotation, biological process: regulation of GTPase activity; endoplasmic reticulum to Golgi vesicle-mediated transport. The transcript has 2 exons. Gene Ontology annotation, cellular component: trans-Golgi network; TRAPP complex; cis-Golgi network. The coding region runs from base 1 to 801 and encodes 266 amino acids.